ACGGUCCCUGUAAACAGGGGCAUUGACGACCAGGUGUGCGCGCGCGCUCCCGCGGCCGCGGCGCACGCGCUCCCUCGCGGCGCUUAAAUAGUCGGUGGCGACACCGGCGACAUCGGAGGAGUUCUGACCGACCCGCAGCCGCCGCCUCCGCCGCCGCGUCCGAAACAACGAAGACCUCCGCUGUUUCCUCUGUUCGCCUUCUUCUUCAACACCCGGAAGUACGAAUGUCCCAGUGCGCGACGUGAACAUGGGUUAGUUGAACGUGAGCUCCCACCGGCUCCACGCACCUGAGUGACCGCGACAGGCGCGUUCCACCGGACGAGGAGAGAGGGAGGGACGUCCCGCCGGGGACUGUGGGCUCGUGGCACCGGGUUGACGUCUGUGUCGCCGAUGGAAAGCUCGUCGGUGUUUUGCGUCCGUCUGUCGCUGAAGCAGAGAUACGUCCUGCUGCUCUGCGUCGCUGUCGGAGCCGUGGUCGCUUAUCAGUUCACAAGUAUGUUGCCGAGCUGGAAUCGCCAAGAACCGAUGAGAAUGAGCCGCCUGGAGGGUCUCCGAGCCAACUCGUCGCAGUUCACUCUGGAGAGGAAACCCUUCCGCGUCCUGGGAGGCUCCAUCCACUACUUCCGAGUCCCCAGAGCCCACUGGGAGGACCGGCUGCUGAAGAUGAAGGCCUGUGGCCUCAACACUCUCACAACAUACGUGCCAUGGAACUUGCAUGAGCCUGAGCGAGGGGUGUUCAACUUCGAAGAUCAGCUGGAUAUAGAAGCCUACCUCCGCCUCGCAGCCAGCCUGGGCCUCUGGGUGAUUCUGCGUCCGGGGCCCUACAUCUGUGCUGAGUGGGAUUUAGGGGGACUACCCAGUUGGUUGCUACGCGAUGAAAACAUGAAACUGAGAACGACGUACCCGGGAUUCACCGGCGCGGUCGACGCCUUCUUCGAUCAACUCGUCGGGAGAGUCGUUCCACACCAGUACUCCCAAGGUGGUCCGAUCAUCGCCGUUCAAGUGGAGAAUGAAUACGGCUCCUAUGCCGAGGAUACAGAAUACAUGCCGUUCGUCAAAGAAGCGUUGUUGUCAAGGGGCAUCGCAGAGCUGCUGCUGACCUCCGACAACAAGGACGGACUCAAGCUUGGAGGAGUGAAAGGAGCAAUAGAAACCAUCAAUUUUCAGAGACUGAACCCGAACGACAUCAAGUAUCUGGAUGAAAUACAACCUCAGAAGCCCAGGAUGGUGAUGGAGUACUGGUCCGGCUGGUUCGAUCUGUGGGGAAACCUUCAUCACGUGUAUUCAGCCGAGGACAUGAUACCUGUGGUCACAGAUAUACUUAAGCUGGACAUGUCCAUCAACCUUUACAUGUUCCACGGAGGGACAAACUUUGGCUUCAUGAACGGGGCAUUUGCCGUCGGAAUACCGGCGCCCAAACCGAUGGUGACGAGCUACGAUUACGACGCUCCAUUAUCCGAGGCUGGGGAUUACACCUCCAAGUACCAUCUUCUGAGGAAUUUAUUCAGCCACUACCACACCCAGGCGCUCCCUGAACCGCCUCCUCUCCGGGAGAGGAGAGCGUACCUGCCUGUUGUCAUCCAGCAGCACCUGUCUCUGUGGGACAGUCUGCAAUUCACCGACAAGCCAUUUAAGUCGGAGAGGCCGGUGAACAUGGAGAACCUCCCCGUCAACAACAGGAACGGACAGUCGUACGGCUACACGCUGUAUGAGACCACCAUCACGAGUGGAGGAGUCCUCAACUCGAAGAACAACAUCAGAGACAGAGCACUGGUUUUUGUGGACAGACAUUUUGUUGGCGUUCUGGAUUACAAGACACAAGAGCUGGCCCUCCCCGACGGGAAGGGAAGAAGAACUCUGAGUUUACUGGCGGAGAACUGCGGAAGAGUGAAUUAUGGGAAAAGCCUGGACGUGCAGCGCAAAGGUCUGGUCGGAGAUGUUGAAUUAAACAAGCAGCCCCUCCGAGACUUCAUUAUUCAUAGUCUGGAUAUGAAGCCAGGCUUCGUGAACAGACUGGAGAGUACAGGCCACUGGCUGUCUAUGCGUGAGCAGCCUUCCCUCCCAGGGUUCUUCCAGGGCAAACUCUACGUGAACAGCUCCCCGAAAGACACCUUCAUCAAACUCCCUGGAUGGAUUAAAGGUGUAAUCUUCAUCAACGGCAAGAAUCUUGGACGAUACUGGUCCAUCGGUCCGCAGCAGACUCUCUACGUCCCAGGCCCCUGGCUUCACAGGGGGGACAACCAGGUGAUUGUCUUUGAAGAGCAGGAGACAGAUGGUAAGAUCCAGUUCGCCAGCAGCCCUGACUACGGCAUGACCGUCGAUGUCUAGUAAGGACAGGAGGUCGUAGAAGAGGGGGGACAGGGAACGGAGGAUGAUGGGAGAGUCGCCGCAGAGGUCGGGACCAAGGCGGCAGACGUGAGUUUGGUCCACAUGGGCACUGACACCCAGCCGACACCAGCAGCACUGAGAAAGUGACACGUCGGUGAACAGGACAUUUGGUGUGUUUACCAGACGACGUCGCCGCAGCCGCAGCCGCAGUAACCGACGUCCUCACAUCCAUUUCUCAUUUCGUGGCUGUAUUCGUGACAUUCUGUCAAAUCCCCUUUAUUCAAUUUAGCAACAGUAUCAUUAACGUGCACUCAUACGCUGCAUAAUUGGAGACCAAGGGACUGUGACGGGGAAUGAUCUUGAUCGUAAUAAAGUGUUAGAAGCUUGCCUGCUCUUAGACUUAAUUUAUACAUUACAUCCAGGCUGUAAUAAAGGAAUGUGUGAAUAAAGACUGGUUGGAUCACUG
Molecule: messenger RNA, 2794 nt
Organism: Scophthalmus maximus (turbot)
Lineage: Eukaryota; Metazoa; Chordata; Actinopteri; Pleuronectiformes; Scophthalmidae
Gene: glb1l2
Product: galactosidase beta 1 like 2
Exons: 19
Coding region: 391-2328 (645 amino acids)
Biological process (GO): carbohydrate metabolic process
Cellular component (GO): vacuole
Molecular function (GO): beta-galactosidase activity
Source: RefSeq, a predicted model, not a curated record